Molecule: messenger RNA, 1490 nt
Organism: Sardina pilchardus (European sardine)
Lineage: Eukaryota; Metazoa; Chordata; Actinopteri; Clupeiformes; Clupeidae
Exons: 4
Coding region: 140-1108 (322 amino acids)
Biological process (GO): germ cell development; regulation of transcription by RNA polymerase II; sex differentiation
Cellular component (GO): nucleus
Molecular function (GO): DNA-binding transcription factor activity, RNA polymerase II-specific; RNA polymerase II cis-regulatory region sequence-specific DNA binding
Source: RefSeq, a predicted model, not a curated record
UUGUGCUUGGAGAAACAUCUGGACAUCUCAUUGUUUAAUUUUCACAGUUUGAACUGUUGCUGAUUUCAAAAAGAACAAUUGUAACAGUGACUUUAUUAUCAUUUUAAAACACUGCUACACACCAAAAUAAUCUGCAUUAAUGGUGGCAUAUGUUUCAAUGGCAAAUGCUAGCAGUGCUCAGAAAGUGCCGCGCAACCCAAAGUGUGCAAGGUGCAGAAAUCAUGGGUUCGUGGUGCCGCUGAAAGGACAUUCAGGUAAAUGCCAGUUUUUCUCAUGCAAGUGCUGGAAAUGCUCCCUUAUAACCGAGAGGACGAAGAUAAUGGCAACACAGCGACGACUCAAGAAAAGUCAAAGAGAUGAGAUUGUGAUCAAGGAAAAUUUGGCGGUUGUAGCCAAUCAAGCUAACACUGCUACAGUUAAUGGCGAUGUGCUGGAUAGAGACAAAAUGAUCCAUGAAACGUUACAGGAGGCUUCGAACGCCAGCCGCAGGUCAGACGGUGCCACUCGCAUGCCAGCAGGAGAUCCUGAUGACAGGAAAACGUUCGUGGAGUUGGAGGUAGCUCCUCAUGCUUCAAAGGACCAUUUUACCAGGCAGACUACUGGUGGUGCAAUUGAUGUUGGAGUGAGGGAAGGCCGACCUCCUGGUCCAGUUUAUGGAGCGCGGGAUGUCCUCACAAUGAAUAGAAACUGCGGUGAAACGGUGGCAGAGAGGGUCCAAAAUAAUGUCUACAUGGGCGAAAGGAUGACCGUACCCCUACAUGUAUAUUCUUACCCAAACGGAUACGCAUGUCCUGCCAUUUUAGUCAACCUUCAGCCACAUGUGUCAUUCAAGGACCCAUUCACCUUUCGCCAACCUCAGUCUGGCUUGGCUUAUGCAGAUCCCAUCUCACCUCAGGAUGGUUGCAUGCCUGUAUUCACUCCAUACCCGAUGCCGUGUCCGGGGUUGCUGGAGGAGGUUCCCAUGAGACACCAUCUGCAUUUCCCACAACACAGGGAGUCUGGAGGAGGGAGGUUGUCAAGGCCCCACCUUGAUUCAGUUGAGAAACUGCAGGACAGCCAGGGCUUGGACAUCGUAUCAGUGGAUGAUUCUUCCCAGGACACUGCAUGAGGAGGGAUUUGAGAUGUCCUGACAGCAUGAGCUCUACAUUACAGUACUUAACUUGAAUCAGUUAAAUCACUUUUAUCAAUUUUAAAUCGAAACUUGAAAACUUUGCAAUCUGAAAAUUAUUGAAUGAAUGAAUUUGAAUCACAUGUUGGCACAUGUUUUCCUUAAGAGAGAAUUCUAAAUUAAAAUAUCUUUGAAAACUUGUAGCCAAGAGGCAUUUGAAAUCACUAACAGAAAAGAUAAGAACGAUUAUUCUAAAACACUAGACAUGCAUGCUGAAAGGGGCAUGGUUUCAUUUUUUCUGUUCACAUCUGACGUUCUCAAAUGUAUGAUGCAAUACAAAAUGUGUUAUUACUGAAUUUAAGAUUAAAGCACUGUUAAACUG